Molecule: messenger RNA, 2315 nt
Organism: Scylla paramamosain (green mud crab)
Lineage: Eukaryota; Metazoa; Arthropoda; Malacostraca; Decapoda; Portunidae
Product: heterogeneous nuclear ribonucleoprotein H2-like
Exons: 11
Coding region: 184-1512 (442 amino acids)
Cellular component (GO): ribonucleoprotein complex
Molecular function (GO): RNA binding
Source: RefSeq, a predicted model, not a curated record
CCCCCCACGCCCGUUGCUGCCUCAUCCCCACGCGACCCGCGCUGUAACGCCGCUUUGCGUACCUACGACUUUGCCCUCACCAAGUACUGAUUGUGUUGAUAUUUGCUGUGUAAGUGUCAUAAGUAGUGUGGGUACAAGUGAACGGCAGGAAGGCGACAAGCUUUGGGCGGAGUGGACGGUGUUAUGUCUGACGGAGAAGUUGAUACCAAGCCAGUCAAAAUGGGUGAAGGUGACGAAGAGACGGUUGUGAGGGUGAGGGGGCUCCCCUGGUCAGCUACUGUGGAGGAUGUUCUAAAGUUCUUUGAUGGUGUAAAUAUUAAGGGUGGACGUGAUGGCGUCCACUUGACACUUUCCCGAGAGGGUCGGCCCAGUGGGGAGGCCUACAUUGAAGUGGCAUCAGAGGAGGAUGUUGCUUUGGCUGAAAAGAAACACAAUCAACACAUGGGCCGAAGAUACAUUGAAGUAUUCAAGGCCAAGAAGUCAGAGAUGGAGUGGGUGGUGAAGAGGGCUGGGUUUGGUGCCUCGGGUGGGGAAGAUGACGGCUGCGUACGCCUCAGAGGUCUGCCUUUUGGAUGCUCAAAGGAAGAAAUUGCUCAGUUCUUCUCCGGGUUGGAGAUAGUUCCGAACGGGAUAGCUCUGCCUACCGACUACCAGGGGCGGCAUACAGGGGAGGCAUACGUUCAGUUUAUAAACAAAGAGGUCGCAGAAAAGUCCCUUGAGAAGCAUAAGGAAAAGAUAGCGCACAGGUACAUUGAGAUCUUCCGGAGUAACCUGGGUGAAGUGCGGGCUGCCAUGAGCCCUAAGAUGCGUGGUCCUGGAGGGCCCAUGGGAGGGUACAACAGCAGACCUACUCCAUACGACUCCAGGGAUAGAUUUGGAGGAAUGAAUCGGUACAGCUUGGGUGGUCGUGGACGUACCCAUUUUGCUUCAGAGGGUGGUUACAAUGACUAUGAUGAUGGCCCUGGCUGGGGCGGCUCGGGUGGCUACAAUGAUGGCCCCGGCAGCUGGCUGAGUGGGCGGGGCGGAGGCCGAGGAGGUGGACCAGGCGGCCUCAAGGGUAAUUUUGGGGGCCGAGGUGGGAACUGGAACAACGGAACUGGCCAUUGCGUCCACAUGAGAGGCCUGCCCUUCAGAGCAACAGAAAUGGAUAUUGCAGAUUUCUUCCGGCCCCUGAACCCUGUCAACAUCAACAUAAUCAUGGACAGUUCAAACCGUCCCUCUGGAGAAGCAGACAUUGAAUUUGCCACUCAUGAUGAUGCUGUCAAGGCAAUGAGCAAGGACAAAGCAAACAUGCAGCACCGAUACAUAGAGUUGUUCUUGAACUCUACUCCCGGUGGAAACAUGGGAGGCCCAGGUGGACCCAUGGGUGGACCUGUGGGUCCCAUGGGUGGUCCUGGCUCUGGCAACUUCGGAGGAGGCGGUGGUGGCGGCAACUUCAGCAGUGGCAACAUGGGCGGCGGGUUUGGUGGGGGCUAUGUGGGGGGCAACCGAAUGGGGGGAGGUAGGUGGUAGUGGCUAUGGCAACGGCGCUGGCGGUGGCGGCAGCGGCGGCUACAGCUCUCUGGAUGACGGCCUGGGUUCAGGCAUGGGGGGAGGCAUGGGCAGUGGCAUGGGGGGUGGAAUUGGCGGCACCGGAAUAGGCAGCUUGGGAAGUGGCCUGAGCAGUGGCCUCGGCAGCGGCCUAGGCAGCAGCCUUUCGGGUAGCCUCCGGGGCAUGGGGAGUGGGCUAAGCAGUGGACUGGGGAGCUCCAUGGGCAGUGGGAGCGGCGGCCUGGGUGGGGGUAACGGAGGGAUGGGGGGAGGGGGCGGCGGUAACUUUGGAUCAAGCUUCAACAACGGCUUCAACUCAAACAACGGCUACGGCCCCGGCGACCAAAUGUCUGGCAGUAACUACAACAGCUUCUGCUAGAGAGAGGAAUCUCGACCUGAUUAGAAGAUGCUUUUGGACAGUAAUUAAGUAUGAUUCUACUUAUACUGUAUAGCAGUGCAUUAAAUUUUUGUGUGAAGACUUAAACUGUAAGAGUAUUCUAUUAUUUUUUUUAUAUAGUUAACUUGCAUCUUAAUUGUGUAGUAAUCAUUUGUUGCCGGUUGGUGGGUAGCAUGACAAUAGUGGGCUGUAGUUGUUGGACAGGAAAUAGGCACCAUUUUUACUGUAAGGCCGCCAAGGGGUUUGGUCUGAUCCUGGCGGCUUGCUCGGAGCAAUUUUGAGAUUUGAAAAUUUAUGACAUUCCAUUUGAAGGAAACUAAGAUGAUGGCAGGCGAAACUUUACAAGUAAUUGUACUGUUUAAGUAUAUAAAUAAAGAAAAGAACUUAU